Sorghum bicolor (sorghum) is the source of this 1981-nucleotide messenger RNA. RefSeq names its product protein RecA. Lineage: Eukaryota; Viridiplantae; Streptophyta; Magnoliopsida; Poales; Poaceae. Gene Ontology annotation, biological process: DNA repair. The record is from RefSeq and is a predicted model, not a curated record. The transcript has 8 exons. Bases 230 to 1513 code for a protein of 427 amino acids. Gene Ontology annotation, molecular function: ATP hydrolysis activity; ATP binding; ATP-dependent DNA damage sensor activity.
GGGUCCACGGGAGGUCCAUCGGAGUGUAUGGCGAGCGCCGGCCCGCGGGGCGCUCUUCCCGACACCCGGAGUGGGAGCCCGGAGAGGCGGAGACCGGACUCAAAAGGGGACGAGGCGGAGCGCAGCCAAAAACCCCAAGCCCCGCAAAACCCCUAAACCCUAGCACCUCCAUACCCCGUCCCCGGGGUUCUCCGCGCGGCUUCCAACGGUUGGAGGCGAAGCCGCCGCCAUGGCGACACUCCUCAGGCGCGCGUCGCUGCGGCGCGUCGUCGCCGCCGCCGCCUCCGCCUCUUCUUCUCAACCUGAGAGCUAUAAGCAAGUGAUCUGUGGCUCCACGUUUCAUUGCCGAGAGUUCGCAUCAAAAGCUAAAAAAAAGAAGUCAAGUGGAACAGACUCUGGUGAGGAGAAUAUGUCAAAGAAAGACUUGGCUUUACACCAGGCUAUUGAUCAAAUAACGUCUGCAUUUGGGAAGGGGGCGAUAAUGUGGCUUGGGCGUUCACAAGGCCAUAGAGAUGUACCUGUCGUGUCUACUGGCUCUUUCGCUUUGGAUAUGGCUCUAGGAACUGGUGGUCUUCCAAAGGGGCGUGUCAUAGAGGUCUAUGGUCCAGAGGCUUCAGGCAAGACAACGCUUGCUCUACAUGUCAUUGCAGAAGCACAAAAGAAUGGGGGUUACUGUGCCUUUGUAGAUGCAGAGCACGCUUUGGAUCCAGCUCUCGCAGAGAAAAUUGGUGUUGACACUAACAAUUUGCUCCUUUCUCAGCCAGACUGUGCUGAGCAGGCACUCAGUCUUGUGGAUACACUGAUUCGAAGUGGAUCUGUUGAUGUUGUUGUAGUAGACAGUGUAGCUGCGCUUGUUCCAAAGACUGAGCUCGAUGGUGAGAUGGGUGAUGCACAUGUUGCUCUUCAGGCUAGGUUGAUGAGCCAAGCUCUUCGCAAGCUUAGCCACUCCCUUUCGCUUUCGCAGACAAUUUUGUUAUUUAUUAAUCAGAUCAGGGCCAAGGUAGCCACAUUUGGAUUUGGAGGACCAACUGAGGUCACUUCUGGUGGCAACGCCUUGAAGUUUUAUGCUUCUGUUCGCUUGAACAUCAGGCGUAUUGGUUUGGUAAAGAAAGGUGAAGAGACAAUAGGUAGUCAGAUUGCUGUGAAGAUUGUAAAAAACAAGCAUGCUCCACCCUUCAAGACCGCACAGUUUGAGCUUGAAUUUGGAAAGGGGAUAUGCCGCAGUUCUGAGCUUUUCGAACUCGGAUUGAAGCACAAGCUUAUCAAAAAGACUGGUGGUGCAUUUUAUAGUUUCAAUGAUAUGUCUUUCUGUGGUAAAAAUAACCUUAAAUCUUACCUUGAUGAAAACAAGAGUGUUGCAAAUGAUCUGGAGAUGGAACUAAGGAGAUUGAUGGCAACUGAAGCACCUAAAGAGCAGGAGGCAGAAGAUAGUUCACCGAGUGAUUUGCCUGAAGAGAUUGUCACACCUGAAGUAUCGUCAGAAGAGGAUCUGGGAGCUGUAAUCGAAGGUUAGCCAGUGAUUUGAUGUGCUGGCAAGUGGGAAGAGAAUUUCUGGAGCAGUUGUUCCCGUAUUUUGGGCCCUGAAGUCACCACCGUUUGGAUCAACAUGACCUGUGGUGUUCUGGUGAUCUCAUUGUAACAGACUUCAGUUCUUACUGUGCUUAUACGGUAGUGUAGCAUGAAGAGAAUUCGCAUUGUGUGAAAUCAUGCUGAUAACUGAGAGGUGGAAGUUGAAGUAAGCCGGGAAUGGUGAGGUACUGUGGUCCGUGUGGCAAUUUGAACUUUAUUAAGCGAUGGUAAAAUGUAGUGGCGUGGUCGUGUAUAUAUGAUGUGCACAUUUUGAGCUCUUGUUGUCACGUCGAAGUCAAUUUCAAAAGCAUUCUUUAUUGAGUGCUGCUAGAAUUACAUUGAGCUCCAUCCACUUCCGGUACUUCAGUACUUGCCUUGGGUUUUGCUUGGAGUAGCGAGUUUUGGUUUUUGA